AUGGCGGGGUCGACGCCCGUCAGCGUCCUGUACGACUAUGUCCCUACAGAGCCCGACGAGCUGGAGCUGCGCGCUGGCGACACGCUUCAAGUGCUCGCGUACCUCGACGACGGCUGGUGCCAGGGCUACGUCGAUGGCGCGCCGGACGACGUCGGUCUCUUCCCGUCCAACUACGUGCGCAAGAUCGAGCACAAGGUCGAGCACGCCAAGCUCAACUCGCAUCUGCCGCCAUUCCGGAGCAACCAGACCGACGUGCUAGAUCGUGUCCGCGCCCUGCACGACUACACUCCCCAAGAGGCGGACGAGCUCGAACUACACGCUGGCGAUAUUGUCGUUGUGACCAAAGAGCAGGACGAUGGGUGGUGUCUGGGGUACUUGGCCGCGAGCCCCAGCGUCGAAGGCCUCUUUCCAGCCAACUACGUGGCCCCCCUCCAAACCGGCAACAGUUCCAAAAGCAACAACAACAGCAGCGACGCCAGGCGCGACGAGACGUCGCCGCCAGCGACCGAGCACGAAGUGGACGAAGACCCCUAUUACAUGCGCAACCGGCGACCAAAAGAGGUCGCCAAGCCAAUGGACGAACCUGCACUCGACGAGCCACCACCGGUCGCCAGCGAGGCAUCCGCGUCGGAUGGAUACUACGACGCCAGAGGCUUCUACAUCACGGCAGCGGGGUACUACGACACGCAAGGCACGUUUUUCCCAGCGUCGACGCCGGCUGCAACAACAGCAAUGACAACAACCAAUGACAACGCCGCGGUCAGUGACGCCGCCGCGGGGUACUAUGACGAGUACGGCAACUACAUUGUCGACGGCGGCUAUUACGACACGGAAGGUCUCUUCCACGCCACUGCAAUAGCCGUCGAUGGAGCGAUCGAAGGCGAUCGCACAGCGCUACCACCAGCGGAAACUAGUGCGUUCGACGUCGCGUUGGCUUCCGAAGCCGACGAGAGUGCGGCCAUGCCCGACGCUUCAUCGCUGAUCGCAGUCGAGCCGAGCGCCGAGUAUGAUAACCCUGUGUGCGACGGCACCAUUUCAAUCCUGGACGGGAACGCCGAGGUACCCUCUUGGCCGCCCAGGUCCAUGGAUCUUCCAAGCGGCGUUGAGAAGAGCGGUGACACCGACAACGACGAAAACGAGGACGAUGAAAGUGGGAUCGGUGCCAAGCGUCAGUCGGUGCAGCAGCUCAAGCGAGCUCUGGAAAAGGCCAAGCGGGCAAGCGAGCGUGCCGAGCAAGCGCGUCUGCAGGCCGAGCGAGACAUGGAGUUGGAGCUCGAGACCCGACGCAAGGCGCUCCAGCGCCAGCUCGACGAAGAACAGGCCGCCAAAGCCGUGGAAGCGUCACUGCACGCCCAAAUGCACGCAGAGCUGCAGAGCACGCAAGAAGCGCACGCCGCAUCCACGAUCCUGCGAUCGUUACGUCAUCACACGUUUCGACAGCGCCACGCAGCGCAUGUGCGCGACAAGGCGCACAAGCGAGCGGAGCUGCAACGCCAACAACAGGCUUCUAUCAACGACCAAAAGCGACAGCGCGAAGCCCAGCGCCAGGCCGCCGCCCACGUCCUGCAGCGGUCGCUCCGCCACCGCGUCUUCAAACGCCGGGCGCAGCAGUCGCACGCCAAGUGGCAAGAGGCCAAGGCCAAGAAACUCAACCCCAAGCCGCGUCGGUACCACUCCAAAGUGCACGUGACGGCCGCCAACCGUAUUCAACGCGCGACACGCGACUACUUGGCGUGUAAGGAAGCCAAAGCGACUGCCAACGACCUCCGAAGCCGGCGAAAGGCCAAGGCGCCGGCCAAAGCAAGGGUCAUUCGGCCGCAAAAAGAGAGUCUCGUAUCCAGUGCCAGCACGCACAGUCUCUUGUACGCCUCGCGGAAUCCGUCGUCGUCUGAGCUUCCAGUGCUGGUGCCACUCUACGCGACGGACGUGGCGCAGAUCUCGCAGCUCGCAACGCUGAUUGCCAACUCAGUCAACCUCGAGCUCGGACGACGACUCGCCGAGCACGAUGCGCACCUUUCUGACCUCACAGCAUCCAUGCACACGCUGCAACACGUCAUUGAAAAGCACAAUGCAGCGCUGCAUAAGGUCUACGACCAAAACGAGCGCCUGCAAUAUACGCUCGACGCGAGUCCGCUGCGAAAGCGACAGGUGAUCGAUACCAAAGUCUCCCCGAUGCCGCUGAGCGCGGGCCCACCCGCGGCGCUCAAGCCGUUGCCUCCGUCGCCAAAGCACAUUGCUACCAAGCAGCACCGGCACCCGUCGCCAUUGAAGCCCGAACUUCCAUCCCCACCCAAGUCCUUUCUUCCGUCGCCGCCAAAACCUCGCGCUCUGUCGCCGCCAAGAGCUCGUGGUCCAUCACCAACAAAAUCGAUGGUCAAGCCCCCGCUUCGGUCGCCCCAACACCACACAAGAACCGCCGUCGUCAAGCCGUCGCCACCGUCGCCUCGGCAGGUGCACAAGCCGGUCGCACCGUCGCCGACGCAGCGAGUCGCCAUGGCGCCGUCGCCAAAACUUGUACAACCAAGCCCGACCAAGACCCGACUCCCGCAAUUGCGCGGUGUCAAGCCCGUCCAAGGACUCUACUACAAAAAAGCCAAAGCGACAAGCAACAGUGGCAAGAGCCCACCGCGCUUGCGGCCGCCCCAAGGCUUUAGCUCCAAGCUCAAAGAGCCGCCACGAUAGCUUGUCCACUGUAGAAAUCAAGUAGCAACCCAGUCGUUUUUGCCGCAGCUCUCGGUCGUAGCCGACACAUUGCCUAUCGUAGCUGGCAAGUUGUCUUGGGCGAUGCGUUGGAGCACGACGGCCCGAAUUCUCUUAUUUUUGAGAUAAAGUUGACAGGGCUGUUCUCAUUCAUCACCCAAUUCGUG
Messenger RNA from Saprolegnia diclina VS20, 2867 nucleotides. RefSeq lists its product as hypothetical. The record is from RefSeq and is a predicted model, not a curated record. Bases 1 to 2682 code for a protein of 893 amino acids. Lineage: Eukaryota; Oomycota; Saprolegniomycetes; Saprolegniales; Saprolegniaceae. Gene Ontology annotation, molecular function: protein binding. The transcript is spliced from 5 exons.